GAAACAGUUCUGAGCGGACAAUCGCUGCCAAUAUCUUCUCCUAUUGGUGCUUGUUUUUGUUUGUUUUGAACAAUCUGAUUUGAAUCGACUUUUUUCCUUGUCCAUAUUCGAAUAACCAAUCAGGAUGUCCUCUCUUCUUCAACCUGAUGAAAGUCCCACCAAUCAGUGCAGUUUUAUGCUUGCAGAUCCUGCAGACCACAUUAACGUAGGUUCAUUCUAUGAGAUUGAUCACUCAAAGCUUCCUCAUAAGUUUCCAGAUCAACUUAACUCAGUCCGGAUUGUUAUGGUGAAUGAGAAGACUAGAAUGAGAGUGUCCCUGAGAUUCCCGAGCGUCUACUCUCUUCGGACUUACUUCAAUGAGAGUAACUGUAGUAAAUCAGAUGGAAAGAAGCUGCCGGCACUGGACGAAAAGUACACUAUAGGAGCGGAAAGCGCAGCAGAAGCACUUUAUAGGAGGAUCCAGCCUCAUGAAAUUACGGAUAAGAGAAAAUUGUGGCAUUUCUGGGCUGUCGCUUCGAUGUUGCCUUCAAAUUCUAGGUCUAGAAAUACUUUUGUUUCUAAGAAAGGUUCUCUUUGGUCUGAGCUUAAAGGAACCGGAAUUGUUAAAUGGGGCCAGCGCCGGCAGGUCAGGUACUUGGCUAGGCAUGUGGAGAAUAAGCGUGACGUGGUUGUAACAUGUAACGUUGUGAGAGAAGAAAAGGAAGCAGAAGAGGAAGAGAAGGAGGAGGAAGAAGAAGAAGAGAACGCAUCAAUGGUUGUACCUGACGAAGGCGAAGGAGAUCAAAAAGAGACUGAAGAAAGUGAUGGUGAUGAAGAAGAUGCUGAUGUGAAGGCUGAUAAAUCACCGGAAACUAAGAGGAAUCGCAAGAGAAAACACAAUGGGCCUAACUAUAAGACCCAGAAGAAGAUCAAAAGGCCAAAACGUGAAAAGAAGAAUCAAGCUGUAGUUUACAAGCAGAAGAAGAACAAAGUUCUCAAAAACUCAAUUGACAGAUGGUCCGCUGAGAGGUAUAAGUUGGCUGAGGUGAACAUGUUGAAGAUAAUGAAAGAACAAGGUGCAGUGUUUGGGAAACCAAUUCUGAGGCCAGAAUUGAGAACUCAGGCGAGGAGACUGAUUGGGGAUACAGGUCUGCUAGACCAUUUACUCAAACAUAUGGCGGGGAAAGUGGCGCCAGGUGGUGAAGAAAGGUUUAGGAGGAGGCACAAUGCUGAAGGCGCAAUGGAGUAUUGGCUGGAAAAAGCUGAUUUGGUUGAUAUAAGAAGGGAGGCUGGCGUGCAGGAUCCUUAUUGGACUCCACCAACUGGUUGGAAACCUGGUGAUAACCCUUCUCAGAAUCCUAUUUGUGCAAGGGAGAUCAAGGAGCUCAAGGAACAGAUUGCUAAAAUGGAAAGGAACAUAGAGGAGCUAGUAUCUAAGAAGCGUGAGGAAGAACUAGCUGCUGUGACCACCCCAAUUUCGUCUGUUACUAGUCACAGUAUAGAGCAUGACACCUUAUUAACUCCACUGAAGGAAAUGUAUAUUGAUUUGGUGAAUAAGAAGGCUAAGAUUGAGGAACUAUUGAUGGAAAUUUCACAAUCUUUAUGUGAGAUGGAGGAAGAAAUGGGGAAGCAAAAAUCAACAACGGAAGAAGCAAAUAGGACAGAAUCAUUUGAAAGACCAGCAAUAAAGGGAUUACCAGAAUCAACACAACAAACAGGAGAAGAACACGGCAAGGCAGGAGGAGGAAAUAAGACACCGCCAACAACAAAAUCAGCAGUACAAACAGAGGACAAAGCAGCAAAAAUAGAAAGGCUAAAGAGUGGGUUCAGGAUAUGCAAACCCCAAGGAACUUUCUUGUGGCCAAACAUGGCUAUCUCAUCUCCUAAUCAUGUUAUGGUCCAAUUUGAAGACCUCUUUUCAGUCCCUACACCCCCUUCUGUCUCUUCAACAUCAGCAUCAAAGACCCACCUUCCUUCAGCUCCUUCUCAACACAAUGGUCCCGUCCCUACUUCUCCGGUGAAGCCAUUAGCUGAAAAAAGGCCUGUGAAAAUUGCUCUAUCCAAAUCUCUCUCCUUACCAAUUCCUUCUCCUCAUGAGAUCUACAGUGCUCAGUAUGAGCCCAGCAGCAUUGGCACUACAUCUGCUAUUAGCACCACUACCACUAAAACCACUCUAAUCAACCUCAAUGAACUCCCAAGCAAUCAACACGACAAUGGCUUUUCUCCUGGUCAGACUACUUCUACCUACCCUGUCACCUACCAAAGAAGAAGCCAUCAUUCUGUGACUACCACUAGUGCUACUGCUACGCCAUGUUUUAUACCUGCAAAUAAAGACACUAGCGAUUGGGAAGGAGAUGAUCAUCAAGGAAAGGAGGUGAUAAGGUACUGUGAACAACAGCACAAAGGGUGCUGCUCUUUUAAAUCUUCAGGCUUGUCAGUUGGAGUAGGUUCAUGGUUGGCUAUUGCUACUUCAAAGCAAUCCUCGGAAAACAAAUCUAAAAGGGGCUGAACAGUAUUAAUUAUUGGGAAAUUUAUAUUUUGGUAUACACUCGUGAGAUAAGUUUUUAUAUGUUAUACCUUAGUUGAUUAUUGCUUCCAUCAAGGAGUAAAGAAGAA
Molecule: messenger RNA, 2595 nt
Organism: Jatropha curcas
Lineage: Eukaryota; Viridiplantae; Streptophyta; Magnoliopsida; Malpighiales; Euphorbiaceae
Gene: SWI1
Product: SWITCH1
Biological process (GO): meiotic sister chromatid cohesion; reciprocal meiotic recombination; meiotic cell cycle
Source: RefSeq, a predicted model, not a curated record